UUUUUUUAAUAAAUAUAAUAUACAAUUUAUUCAGAAUUUUAUAACAGGAAAUAUACACUGUACACUAAGGUUAAACAGAUAAGCAAGCAGUCACAUACAGAAUUCAUCAAAGCCGUCUGAACAUUGUUACAUUUGACAAUACUGCGUAUACUUAAUGUCACGAGAGUCCAUAACUGCGAAAAAACCAGUUUUCGUUCUUUUCUGCGCAUUGUCGCUCUGAUUGGCGAUACUUCCAGCGGAAGUGGAAAGCCAUUGGCGGAUCGCUUUCCCCCACCAUCGCUGCGUUCCCCCACCAUCUUCCAACCUGCGCGCUUAGUUAUGGACUCUCGUGACCUCAAGUAUAGAUUAGAAUGACGUUAACCGUUCUAAGGAUGUGAGCGCGAGAAAGUUAAUUUCAGAUAUUAUAUGAAAGGAUUUUAUAAAUAAUAUUAAUAAUGGCAGUUAAAGAAAAACAAACAGAAACUUCUGCCGAUGAAAUUGAAUGGAAUGUCGAAAAUGAAAUUCAAUUGUUCUUUGCUAUGAAUGGACAUAAACCUGUUGGAAUAAAUAAAUAUUUCCACAUGAUCUGUAUAUGGGAAAAAUUUCGUGCUGCUAUUCAUAAGGAUGUAUCACUAAAAUCUAUUUGGGAACAUUUAGAAUCAAUGUAUGAUUUGAUGGCUCUGGAUGAUAUGGAAGAUUUACCAUUUCCUAGUCAAGAAACAGACUUUUCUUUACCAGAACAAGACUUUUUGGGACCACUUAAAUCCAGAAAGAGAGAGGAACCAGAAGUAAAAUUAAAGGAGCAAAGAGACAAAUAUAAAGAGAUUAAAAAAGAGAAAGAUGUUAAAGAUCUUAUGAAAAAGGAUAUUGUUCUUCGUGAUCUUAAAGGAAGCAAAGAUAUUGAUAAAAAAAAAGAAGAAUUUAAAAAGUAUGUGAAGGAUAUGGAAAUGAAAAAAGAUAAACUUAGAGACAUUAAAGAUGUUAGGAAAGAUUAUAAAUCUUCUAAAGGAAGAUCAAAAGGAAAAGAUGAUCUUGACGAAGCAGCAUCAAAUGGAAAAAAGGAACGUAAGGAUUCUGAUUCGGGUCGAGAAAGCUUAAAGAGGGGUCCGAAACGACCAACCAGGCAGAGUAUGGAUAACUCGUCCAAAGCAUCUUCAAGUCCACGCGAUACACCUCCACCAAAACGUAGAAGGAUAUAACAAUUUCUUUAAAGUUCAAGUUGUUUGUAUUUUAUACUAUGAACAAACAUAAUUCACAUUUUAAAGUAUAAACAAAGUGCAGACUGUGUACUUCUUUCACACAAAGGUAUAUGAAAGAUUAUACUCAUUUUAUAAAAAACUUAGCAUUAAAUCAUUGUAAAUAUCACGCUAUGUAAUGAAGUUAAGAAGUUAAACAUAUUAUGAAACAACAUGUUAUUAAACACCCUAGUUAUUGUAAAUUACAGUAUUUAAUGGACAAAAAAUGACGAAAAUAGGAUAAAAUAAAAAAUAAAUAUUUUGUUAGGUA
Osmia lignaria (orchard mason bee) is the source of this 1485-nucleotide messenger RNA. It is a transcript of the gene MrgBP, whose product is annotated as MRG/MORF4L binding protein. Gene Ontology annotation, cellular component: NuA4 histone acetyltransferase complex; nucleus. Gene Ontology annotation, biological process: regulation of transcription by RNA polymerase II. NCBI's taxonomy places the organism in Eukaryota, Metazoa, Arthropoda, Insecta, Hymenoptera, Megachilidae. The record is from RefSeq and is a predicted model, not a curated record.